UUUAGUGAUACUGAAUUCUAGCGCCUCGUUAUACAUGCUGUGUGCUCUAUUGCAACUCUCUGCAUCCGGUUGUGUCCUUUUGUGAAUAGGCCUAAUGUCGUGCGGUAUAGGAAGGGUCGUUAUUUUGUGCUCAGUGACACUAACCUACCAUGGCUAUGCAGGCACAGUAUGUUGCAGAAUCUGCAGAGGAGGAAAGUCUUGGGCCACAGGCUAUUUCACGACUAGAGCAAUGUGGUAUAAAUGCAAAUGAUGUGAAGAAGUUAGAGGAAGCUGGAUUUCACACUGUUGAAGCUGUGGCUUAUGCUCCAAAGAAAGAAUUGCUCAAUAUAAAAGGCAUUAGUGAAGCUAAAGCUGACAAAAUCCUGGCAGAGGCAGCCAAAUUGGUUCCUAUGGGAUUUACCACAGCAACAGAGUUUCACCAGCGGCGUUCAGAAAUUAUACAGAUAACAACAGGCUCCAAAGAGCUUGACAAGCUGCUUCAAGGGGGCAUCGAAACUGGCUCCAUUACAGAGAUGUUUGGGGAGUUUCGCACUGGGAAAACUCAGCUAUGCCACACACUGGCUGUUACUUGUCAGCUCCCCAUUGACAGAGGUGGUGGUGAGGGGAAGGCCAUGUACAUUGAUACUGAAGGCACUUUUAGACCUGAACGUUUAUUGGCUGUGGCUGAAAGGUACGGUUUAUCAGGCAGUGAUGUUCUUGACAAUGUGGCUUACGCUCGAGCUUUCAACACAGACCAUCAAACCCAACUGUUGUACCAGGCAUCAGCAAUGAUGGCAGAAUCUAGGUAUGCUCUUCUCAUUGUGGACAGCGCUACUGCACUUUAUAGAACAGAUUACUCUGGCAGGGGGGAGCUCUCUGCAAGACAGAUGCACCUGGCUCGGUUUUUGAGGAUGUUACUAAGGCUUGCAGAUGAGUUCGGUGUGGCAGUCGUUAUCACAAAUCAGGUGGUAGCCCAAGUCGAUGGAGCCGCCAUGUUUGCUGCAGAUCCAAAGAAGCCUAUUGGAGGAAACAUUAUAGCUCAUGCAUCCACUACUAGGCUGUACCUGAGGAAGGGACGCGGUGAAACCCGUAUCUGCAAGAUAUAUGAUUCUCCGUGUCUCCCGGAAGCAGAGGCUAUGUUCGCAAUUAAUGCGGAUGGCGUUGGUGAUGCAAAAGACUGAGCUCUUCACUAGUCUACACUGUCAUAUCAAACUAUUUUAAGACUGAGGAUAGUGAACUGUCUCAGGACUCCAGUUUCAGCCCAAGGAGACAGAGAAGGGGAUACCUUAAAGAACUGGAAGAGAUGAUCUGUCUCUGACCAGUAGGUCCCGGCUAUGUAACACUGCUUGCCUGCAAAAGACAUUUGACUUGUCCCUUGCAGUGGAAUUUAAAGCAGUCCUAUGUCAUGACACCAGCCAGAAUCUACAAGUAUUUUUGUUUGCUGGAUAAGGGCUUGGGACAUGUUUUAAUUUUGUUUCACAUCUUUACAUCUCUCUGGAAAUUACUAGCAGCAUCCAAACUCUGCAGUUAAUGUGUAUCAUGAGGCCUUCAAAAAUAACUAGCUGACCAAGUGCACUUUUACGAUUUGGGUAAACAGUCGUUAAGCACAGAAAUAUUAUAUAGAGGUUAUUUAAACUGCCAAAAAUACUUUACAUGCAAACAAGUGUUUUCUUUCAGCGUUUCUAACUAUCAGAAAUCUAUAAAUCGAUUCCUCAUAUGUAUGUAAAUAAACACGAUUGUUUUACUGUUAA
Messenger RNA from Bombina bombina (fire-bellied toad), 1730 nucleotides. RefSeq names its product RAD51 recombinase (gene RAD51). The record is from RefSeq and is a predicted model, not a curated record. NCBI's taxonomy places the organism in Eukaryota, Metazoa, Chordata, Amphibia, Anura, Bombinatoridae. The coding region runs from base 150 to 1160 and encodes 336 amino acids. Gene Ontology annotation, molecular function: ATP-dependent DNA damage sensor activity; single-stranded DNA binding; double-stranded DNA binding. The transcript is spliced from 10 exons. Gene Ontology annotation, biological process: chromosome organization involved in meiotic cell cycle; mitotic recombination-dependent replication fork processing; DNA recombinase assembly. Gene Ontology annotation, cellular component: condensed nuclear chromosome.